Molecule: messenger RNA, 4395 nt
Organism: Cornus florida
Lineage: Eukaryota; Viridiplantae; Streptophyta; Magnoliopsida; Cornales; Cornaceae
Product: coatomer subunit alpha-1
Exons: 4
Coding region: 262-3912 (1216 amino acids)
Biological process (GO): endoplasmic reticulum to Golgi vesicle-mediated transport; retrograde vesicle-mediated transport, Golgi to endoplasmic reticulum; intra-Golgi vesicle-mediated transport
Cellular component (GO): COPI vesicle coat
Molecular function (GO): structural molecule activity; protein binding
Source: RefSeq, a predicted model, not a curated record
UCUCUCAUUAACGUAAGACACUCGACGAGGCCAGAUCUGUGAGACUUCUAAAAACCCUUGUUUUUUUCUCUUUGGCUCUCUCUCUCUAGGCUCCCGAUCUACGAGCCAGCAAAUCUCUCUCUCUCUCUAAAAAUUUCUCUCCCUAUCUAAUUCCGCUGCUGCUUGCCGGUGGCGAUUGCAUAUGAAGUUGUGUAUUCUAAUCUGAUCCAUCAGUAUACCUAUCAGAUCUGAGGGAUUUAGAUUCGUUGUUGAUUGGAGAAAAUGUUGACGAAAUUCGAGACCAAGAGUAAUAGAGUGAAGGGACUGAGUUUCCACAGUAAGAGGCCGUGGAUCCUUGCGAGUCUUCACAGUGGUGUGAUCCAGUUAUGGGAUUAUCGGAUGGGGACUCUCAUCGACAGGUUCGACGAGCAUGAUGGGCCUGUUCGAGGUGUUCAUUUUCACAAAUCGCAGCCGCUAUUCGUGUCAGGAGGAGAUGAUUACAAGAUUAAGGUUUGGAACUACAAGUUGCAUAGGUGUCUGUUUACUCUUCUUGGACACCUUGAUUACAUCCGUACUGUCCAGUUUCACCAUGAGUAUCCUUGGAUUGUGAGUGCUAGUGAUGAUCAGACAAUAAGAAUCUGGAAUUGGCAGUCACGUACUUGUAUUUCUGUUUUAACUGGCCACAACCAUUAUGUGAUGUGUGCCUCGUUCCACCCUAAAGACGACCUUGUUGUGUCGGCUUCGCUGGAUCAGACAGUUCGGGUUUGGGAUAUUGGUGCCUUGAGGAAGAAGACAGUGUCACCUGCCGAUGACAUUCUGCGGUUGAGUCAAAUGAACACAGAUCUUUUUGGUGGGGUUGAUGCUGUCGUUAAGUAUGUUCUGGAGGGUCAUGACCGGGGAGUCAACUGGGCUGCUUUUCACCACACUUUACCUUUGAUAGUCUCGGGAGCAGAUGAUCGUCAAGUGAAGCUGUGGCGCAUGAAUGACACGAAGGCAUGGGAAGUAGACACAUUGAGAGGGCACAUGAAUAACGUGUCAUGCGUCAUGUUUCAUGCCAAACAAGACAUAAUUGUUUCCAACUCGGAGGACAAAAGCAUUCGUGUUUGGGAUGCAACAAAGCGAACUGGUCUUCAAACUUUUCGCCGAGAGCAUGAUCGGUUUUGGAUUCUCGCAUCUCACCCCGAGAUGAAUCUCUUGGCUGCUGGUCAUGACAGUGGCAUGAUUGUGUUUAAGUUGGAGAGAGAAAGGCCUGCCUUCUCUAUGAGUGGUGAUUCCAUGUUCUAUGCCAAAGAUCGUUUUUUGCGAUUCUAUGAGUUUUCAACUCAGCGAGAUACACAAGUCAUUCCAAUUCGACGCCCUGGCUCUACCAGCCUAAAUCAAGGCCCACGUACUCUUUCAUAUAGUCCUACAGAAAAUGCUGUUCUUAUCUGUUCCGAUAUUGAUGGUGGAUCUUAUGAGCUCUAUAUUGUUCCUAAAGACAGCACUGGUAGAGGAGAUACCGUGCAAGAAGCAAAAAGAGGUAUUGGAGGAUCAGCUGUAUUUGUGGCUCGAAACAGAUUUGCUGUGCUUGAUAAAACCAGCAAUCAAGUUUUGGUCAAGAACCUCAAGAAUGAGAUGGUUAAGAAAAGCCCACUCCCUAUUACUGCUGAUGCAAUAUUCUAUGCUGGAACGGGAAAUUUGCUUUGUAGGGCGGAGGAUAGAGUCAUUAUAUUUGACCUUCAACAGAGGAUUGUUCUUGGUGAUAUUCAAACCCCUUUUGUUAAGUAUAUUGUUUGGUCAAAUGACAUGGAGAGUGUUGCCUUGCUCAGUAAGCAUGCUAUAGUUAUUGCUAGUAAGAAGCUUGUGCAUCAGUGCACACUUCAUGAGACAAUUCGUGUGAAGAGUGGGGCCUGGGAUGACAAUGGGGUUUUUAUUUAUACAACCUUGAAUCACAUUAAGUACUGCCUUCCCAAUGGAGAUAGUGGGAUAAUAAGGACCCUUGAUGUCCCGAUAUACAUCACUAAGGUUUCGGGAAAUAAGAUCUUUUGCUUGGAUCGGGAUGGAAAGAACAAAAUUAUAGUUAUUGAUGCUACAGAAUAUAUUUUUAAGCUGUCUUUGAUGAAGAAGAAAUAUGACCAUGUUAUGAGCAUGAUUAGAAACUCGCAGCUUUGUGGGCAGGCAAUGAUUGCUUAUUUACAGCAGAAGGGAUUCCCAGAAGUUGCUCUUCAUUUUGUAAAAGACGAGAGAACUCGUUUUAAUCUGGCUCUCGAGAGUGGGAACAUCCAAAUUGCUGUAGCUUCAGCUAAGGAAAUUGAUGAGAAGGAUCAUUGGUAUCGAUUGGGGGUGGAGGCACUUCGCCAGGGUAACGCUGGUAUUGUAGAGUAUGCUUAUCAGAAGACAAAGAAUUUUGAAAGGUUAUCCUUUUUAUAUCUCAUUACUGGGAAUAUGGAAAAACUGUCCAAAAUGCUCAAAAUUGCUGAAGUCAAGAACGAUGUCAUGGGGCAGUUCCAUAAUGCUCUUUAUCUAGGUGAUGUUCGAGAGCGUGUGAAGAUUUUGGAGAAUGCUGGGCAUUUGCCUCUUGCUUAUAUCACUGCUUCAGUCCAUGGACUACAAGAUGUUGUUGAUCGGUUAUCAGCUGAGUUGGGAGAUAAUGUUCCUAUUUUGCCAGAGGAGAAGGUACCCUCCCUUCUUAUCCCUCCAGCCCCCAUUUUGUGUGGUGGAGAUUGGCCCCUGUUGAGAGUUAUGAGAGGCAUCUUUGAGGGUGGGUUGGAUAAUACUGGGAGGUGUGCUCCUGAUGAAGAUGAGGAGGUUGCUGAUGCUGAUUGGGGUGAAGAACUGGAUAUGGUUGAUGCUGAUGGGUUACAGAAUGGGGAUAUUGAGGCAGUUCUGGAGGAUGGGGAAGUGCCAGAAGAAAAUGAGGAAGGAGGAUGGGAUCUCGAAGAUUUGGAGCUUCCACCUGAGGCAGAUACACCGAGGGCUUCUGUCAAUGCACGCUCUGCAGUUUUUGUGGCCCCGACUCCUGGCAUGCCUGUAAGCCAAAUUUGGACGCAGAGAUCUUCUCUAGCUGCCGAACAUGCAGCAGCUGGCAAUUUCGACACUGCAAUGCGGUUGUUGAGCCGGCAACUGGGAAUAAGAAACUUUGCUCCUUUGAGACCAAUGUUUCUUGAUCUUCAUACUGGCAGCCAUAGCUAUCUACGUGCAUUUUCAUCUUCUCCAGUGCUAUCAUUGGCAGUUGAACGGGGCUGGAGUGAGUCUAAUAGCCCUAACGUAAGGGGUCCACCUGCACUGGUAUUCAGUUUCUCUCAAUUGGAAGAGAAACUUAAGGCGGGUUACAAGGCGACGACAACUGGGAAAUUCACCGAAGCUCUUCGUCUUUUUCUUAGCAUCCUCCAUACAAUUCCUCUGAUUGUUGUAGAGUCAAGAAGGGAAGUUGACGAAGUAAAGGAAUUGAUUAUUAUAGCAAAAGAGUAUAUCUUGGGUCUGCAAAUGGAGCUCAAAAGGAGGGAAAUGAAAGAUGAUCCUGUACGCCAACAAGAGCUUGCAGCCUAUUUCACACAUUGCAACCUUCAAAUGCCUCACUUGAGGUUGGCAUUGCAAAAUGCAAUGACUGUUUGCUUUAAAGCGAAGAAUCUCAUAACAGCAGAUAAUUUUGCCAGGAGGCUCCUAGAGAGCAAUCCCACCGAUAACCAAGCGAAGUUGGCCCGGCAAGUGCUGCAGGCUGCCGAGAAGAAUAUGAAAGAUGUGUCUCAGCUGAACUAUGAUUUCAGAAAUCCAUUUGUGGUUUGUGGGGCAACAUAUGUUCCCAUUUACAGAGGACAGAAAGAUGUCUUAUGCCCAUACUGCAGUUCGCGGUUUGUGCCAAGCCAGGAAGGGCAGCUCUGUACUGUUUGUGAUCUUGCAGUGGUUGGUGCUGAUGCUUCAGGACUUCUCUGUUCUCCUUCUCAGAUAAGAUGAUUGAGCUGCUGAAUCAGGAGCGUUUUUAUACUCAUCCUUGUGGCAGUAGGACCCUUCAUGUUGAUCCAUUCAUCUUUGCAGGUGAAGGUAAGAAUAUUGGAGAAAUGUUAAAUUUCUAUUAAAUUGUUUGUGCUGUCCUGUCUCCCCCUUUUUUUGGCUCUUAUCUCCCCCCCCUUCUUUUUUUUUUAUUAUGAUUUUCAAUGUAAUAAACAACUUGAGAAUUUUGACCUGGGCUGUCCUUGUUAGUUGUCCAUAGUCAAGAAUGGCCAAGGGCCGUCGUUAAAAAUAUAUGUUGGACAUAGGUGAAGACAGCUUAUAUGCUGGCAUAUGUAGAUGCCAUUUAGCAAAUUUGCUUGUUGCUGUGUUGAAUUCCUGGUUUUUAUGGGUUGGCAGUAGUGAGAGAACUGUUACCUUUUAUAGUUUUGUGCUAUGUUCAGAUAGAAAUUUUUUAAUCUAUAUUCAGCAAUUGGAAUUCUUUUGCAA